CACCGCACUGGCAGGACUUUACAUCCAGGAGGUUACCUCAGCAACAGCUACAUUGUAAUAAACACCUGUAACGAACAGCGUUGGUCAGAAAAAAAGUGCAUAACCUGUGUUUGAAUAUUCCUCAAUAGGCUGGACUUUAUUGAACAAUUUUGGGACAAAUGAUUUGCUGAAGUUGACUGGACUAUUGUGGGAUAUUAAAACUUGAAGAUGCCGGCUGAUAUUUUGGAGAAAACCUCCCCAUCCUCUGUUGCAGCCACCCUGUCGAGCGUAAAUGGAAAUCCGGAUAAACCAAGGACUGCCUCAGAGCACAGAAAGUCAUCUAAGCCAAUUAUGGAGAAGAGGAGACGCGCGCGAAUCAACGAAAGCCUUGGACAGCUCAAGACCCUCAUACUGGACGCUCUAAAGAAAGAUAGCUCCAGGCAUUCGAAGCUGGAGAAGGCGGACAUCCUUGAGAUGACUGUGAAGCACCUAAGGAACCUGCAGCGUCUUCAAAUGACUGGUGCUAUAAGCACGGAUCCAUCAGUCCUUGGCAAGUACAGAGCGGGAUUCAGCGAGUGCAUGAGUGAAGUCACCCGUUUUCUGUCCACAUGUGAAGAGGUGAACAUGGAGGUCAGUGCCCAACUUCUCAGCCACUUAGCCGGCUGUGUGUCACAGAUCAACACCGUAAACUACUCAACUCAUCGCCAGAUCCCCACCUACCCUCCGCAUCCAGCGCAUCCAACGCUUGGCCAAGCCAUUGUGCAAAUCCCAAGUGCGUCGCCUCAGUUGAAUGUAAUCAUGCCUUGCAAAAGUGGCUCGCCAAUGAACUUCACAUCAGAAGUGGCUAAAUUAUAUAGUGGACUUCAGAUUGUGUCAGCGACAGAUGGACAAUUCGCCUUUCUGAUUCCAAGCACGGCCCUUGCGCAUAUGAGCGUGCCAAACGCGCUACAUGGCAAUCCAGCAGUUGCGGUGGCGGUGUCACCUGUUGUAUCUCCCAGCACUGCAGACUCCGUGUGGAGACCAUGGUAGGGUCACCGUGCGCAUUAGACUGAAGGACUUUUAUGCACAAUGACGCAUUUUUUAACGGGAAACAUUCCAUCUGAUAUUAGUUUUUGUAUAUUUUUGUAUAGGCUAUUCAAAGCAAUACUCAAGAGUGAUGCUUACGCACAUGUUGUUUGAUAGAGAAUACACUUUUCCAUUAGAUAUUUUCUAUUCGUAUGUCAGUGAUGUCAUGAUCAUGUGUUA
Molecule: messenger RNA, 1224 nt
Organism: Coregonus clupeaformis (lake whitefish)
Lineage: Eukaryota; Metazoa; Chordata; Actinopteri; Salmoniformes; Salmonidae
Product: transcription factor HES-1-B-like
Exons: 4
Coding region: 208-1008 (266 amino acids)
Biological process (GO): Notch signaling pathway; regulation of transcription by RNA polymerase II; anterior/posterior pattern specification
Cellular component (GO): nucleus
Molecular function (GO): DNA-binding transcription factor activity, RNA polymerase II-specific; RNA polymerase II cis-regulatory region sequence-specific DNA binding; protein dimerization activity
Source: RefSeq, a predicted model, not a curated record